Molecule: messenger RNA, 549 nt
Organism: Cooperia oncophora
Lineage: Eukaryota; Metazoa; Nematoda; Chromadorea; Rhabditida; Trichostrongylidae
Source: the annotation of a GenBank genome assembly
AUGAUUACUAACACUAUCUGCCUAUAUGUUGACAUAUUUCUGUUUAUCAUUUGUAUCCUACAAAUUCUCGCCAAUUUCGUGGUGCUAUUUGUAUGGUGCACCACAAAGCGACUGCUUCGCAACGAUAACCUUAUUCUACUUGUCUCUCUAGCAUUCAUCGAUUUCGUUUAUGCUGUUCUGCAGUUUCCGUAUCUGGUUGUACUUAUCGCUGGAGCGAAGCCUGACGGUGUCAUGCUAAACUACAAUCCAUGGCUGAUCGUGCCACUUGCCGGACCUUCGAUUGCUCUGAUGAAAUCUGGAUGCACUAUCACGACUGCCAUUGCCUUGGAUCGGAUUUUAGCGAUGUACUGCCCACUACUGUACUAUAGGCAAUCAAAGCGAUACUGGUCAAUCGGAGCAUUUAUUUUUGCGAUAUUUCUUGCAUUUAUCGAUUGGCUUAUUCUACAACUAAUCGUUACUAUUCGUCCAGUACCUGGCUGCAGUUCAUUCGGUUGCUUCACAAACGAUGUACCUGCAACUUCACUUAAGCUACUGUUAUGUGUACACUAA